Molecule: messenger RNA, 388 nt
Organism: Temnothorax curvispinosus
Lineage: Eukaryota; Metazoa; Arthropoda; Insecta; Hymenoptera; Formicidae
Product: cuticle collagen 10-like
Exons: 2
Source: RefSeq, a predicted model, not a curated record
AGAAAUGCGACGGCCUCAACGGCUAUGUCGACGACGGCCUCAACGACCGCCCCGGCAGCGACGACGAUCGUGACGGCCCCGGCGGCCUAGGUGGCGAUGACAGCUCCGACGACCCCAGCGGCCCCAGCGGCGACGACGGCUCCAGCGGCGACGACGGCCAUGGCGGCGACAAUGGUGACGAUGACCCCGACGGUCUCGGCGGUCCCGGCGACCCCGACGGUUUCGAUGGUCUCGGCGGUCCCGGCGGCGACGACGGCCCCGGUGGCCCCGGCGACGACGACGGCGACCGAGCCAAUCGUAUUAACCCCGAAAAGUUUGCAGCAGAUUAUAAGGGCUGCUGUCCUCGAAAUGCAGCGAGGAAGAGGAAGAGGAAGAUGGAGAGGGAGAG